AAUUUUGUUGUCUUUGUGUAAAGGAGUGGAGCUCGAUCUCACAUCACUCUUCCCUCUUCCCCGAGUCCUUUCUAAACUCUCCCCCGGGUCUCUACCCUCCCGAACCUCUCCCCUUCUACCCUUACAACCCCAACCCUCCCCCCGAUCACUUACCAGCGCACGACUCAGCUUUAGAUCCAUCUUGGUGACCAAAGACCCAACUGAGUACGGACAGCUACAUUACAGUUGCAGUUAUGGACUCCGGUGUGAUUGAAGGAGGGCUCAAUGUCACCCUUACCAUUAGGCUUCUCAUGCACGGAAAGGAAGUCGGAAGUAUAAUCGGAAAGAAAGGUGAAUCUGUGAAGAAGAUGAGGGAAGAGAGUGGAGCUCGCAUCAACAUCUCUGAGGGCAACUGUCCUGAGAGGAUCAUUACUUUGGCAGGUCCAACCACCGCCAUCUUUAAAGCAUUCUCCAUGAUCAUUGAAAAGCUGGAAGAGGAUAUAAGCAGCUCAAUGACAAAUAGUACAGCCACCAGUAAGCCCCCAGUGACCCUACGCAUUGUGGUGCCUGCCAGCCAAUGUGGUUCCCUCAUUGGGAAAGGUGGCUGCAAAAUUAAGGAAAUUCGAGAGUCAACCGGUGCUCAGGUACAAGUGGCGGGAGACAUGCUCCCCAACUCCACAGAGCGUGCCAUCACCAUUGCUGGCACUCCUCAGUCUAUAAUCGAGUGUGUAAAGCAGAUCUGUGUGGUCAUGCUUGAGUCUCCCCCUAAGGGGGUCACAAUCCCCUACCGACCCAAGCCUUCAGGAUCCCCGGUCAUCUUUGCAGGUGGACAGGCAUAUGCCGUACAAGGACAGCACGCGAUUCCACAACCAGAUUCUUCCUCUGCUGCUAUCUCUCCACAGCUCACCAAGCUUCACCAGCUGGCUAUGCAGCAGAGUCCCUUCCCCAUUGCACCAAGCAACCAGGGAUUUACUGGAAUAGAUGCUUCUGCUCAAACCAGUUCCCAUGAGAUGACCAUUCCAAAUGACCUCAUUGGAUGCAUCAUCGGCCGCCAGGGGGCCAAGAUCAAUGAGAUCAGGCAAAUGUCAGGUGCCCAGAUCAAGAUUGCGAAUCCAGUCGAUGGAUCAACUGACCGUCAGGUCACCAUCACAGGCUCUCCUGCAAGCAUCAGUCUGGCAGAGUACCUCAUCAAUGCCAGGCUUUCCUCCGAGGCCACAGGACUGGCAGCCAACUGAUAAGACACUGCAUCUGCACUAAAUCUCACUUUUAUACUAUUGGUUAUUGUAAAGCAGUCAAUGCAACUAUCCAACUUAAGAGUUUAUAUAUUAUAACGCCUCUUCUCAUUUGAAAUCAUGUCAACCACCACUGAUUUAAUCCGCUGAGUUUUAUAUUUAUUUUGUUUUUGGUUUUUAGGGUUAAAGACUCAUAAAAUUAGAUUUUUAAUUCCCCUUUUAAGUCAAGUUGGAGGUUUUAAUGUUCUAUUGUUAGAUUUUUUUUUUUUUCUUUUGGAUCCCUCACUCUCUUACCUUUUUCUUUCUUCACCAUCACAGAGGAGUAGAGUUGGAAAACUCUGAAUAGGUAUAUAGAUUUAGUUCUGUACAGUCAGUUUUUUUUUUCUUUAAAAAGAAAGACAAAAAAGGAAACAAAAACCGAAUAGAGUGACUGUUUUACUCUGUGUUUAUAUACCCCAUUAUCCUCACACAGUUCCAGUCAGUCUUUCCAUUUCAUGUGUCCAUGCUCAGAUGAUUUAGAUAUACACAGCAUUUUUCUCCCUUGUCAUGUUUUCAAUAUAAGUGCUUGUAUCAUGGAUUACACUCGUGUCACUAAGGAGAAUACGUAGCUGUACAUGCACUGUCACUGGUUAUAUUUAGUUUCAAUGACAAAAUGUUCUAACUCACAAUUGAAUUUAUCCAGAUGAUUUAAAAUGUUUAUUACGACGCAUGUCACUUUUUCUCCCUCUACACGUCAUUCCUGUCCCCCCCCCUCCUGGUCCUGAGAUCAUGUGUUGAUAUUUUGCUGGGAUGGGAGGUUUUUGGGGUUGGGCUUGGCUCUAGGGAUCAGAAGCAGAGGGUUCCCCUCGCUUUUUUUUGUAAAGACUGAUAUAUACUAAAAAUGUUGGAAUAUUUGUUUUAAACGGAGGAAAUAUUUUUUUUUAACUACCAAAGGGGAUAACUCCUGGACACUGACUGAUCUGUCUGUUAAAUGUGAUGAGGCUGAGGACUGAAUCAUUUAAGCUCUGGAAAUAGACAAAGAAAGGGUUGUGAGUUAACACUAGUUCCUGUUUUUUUUUUUUUUUUUCUUUGCUCAAGUCAGGAUUUAUUUUAUUUUUUAUUUGCAGGAAAGAAAACUUUUGUGCACAUUUUUGAGACUGUAGACCACCACAACAAGAGUGCCACAACAUUGUUUAAAAAGGGCAUAGCCACCAAAUCUCCAUUUAGUUGCUGAAAAAAUGGAAAUGCAUUGAACAAGUUCAGUUUCAAUUUAAUGCAUCUCCAUUAUUAGAUAGUCUUGUGAAUUUGACACCUGACUGUUGGUUAACUGAAGUUGACAUGUUUGACAAUAGGCCGUUUGUUAACCCUUUUUCUACAUCGGAGAACAUAUUCACAGCCCAAAUGAUUUUUAAAAACAGCAUUUUGUUCUGAUGAUGCACAGUAAAUGAGUUUGACAUUGAUCUUGUAUGUCUGAUUGCAUGCCUCAUUCUCUCUCCCACCAUGGUCUACUGGUGCGUCUCUAUCUCCAUGUCUCCAGGCUUUCCUCCGAGGCCACAGGACUGGCAGCCAACGGCCAGUUUAAAUAUUUUAUUUUAAUUACCAAAGGGGAUAAACCCUGUACACUGACUGAUCUGUCUGUUAAAAGUGAGGAGGCUGAGGACUGUAUCAUUUAAGUUCUGGAACUAGACAAAGGGUUAUGAGUUGACAUGAGUUUCCUGGUCUUUGCUUUGCUCAAGUCAGAAUUUAUUUUAUUUUUUAUUUUGCGGGAAAGAAAACUUUUGUGCACGUUUUUGAGACUGUAGACUUGGGUGCCACAACAUUGUUUAAAGAAUACAGAAAUAAAGAUGUGAAAUGCUCAAACCA
Sphaeramia orbicularis (orbiculate cardinalfish) is the source of this 3053-nucleotide messenger RNA. RefSeq names its product poly(rC)-binding protein 2. The coding region runs from base 234 to 1214 and encodes 326 amino acids. The record is from RefSeq and is a predicted model, not a curated record. The transcript has 13 exons. Gene Ontology annotation, molecular function: RNA binding. Lineage: Eukaryota; Metazoa; Chordata; Actinopteri; Kurtiformes; Apogonidae.